Acanthopagrus latus (yellowfin seabream) is the source of this 1810-nucleotide messenger RNA. RefSeq names its product amidohydrolase domain containing 1 (gene amdhd1). The record is from RefSeq and is a predicted model, not a curated record. Bases 113 to 1411 code for a protein of 432 amino acids. Gene Ontology annotation, cellular component: cytoplasm. Gene Ontology annotation, molecular function: imidazolonepropionase activity. The transcript has 9 exons. Lineage: Eukaryota; Metazoa; Chordata; Actinopteri; Spariformes; Sparidae.
CCCUCUCUGUGCACUUUAAACUCUGCCCUCCUGGUCAAAUAUUUGCCUUGUUUCCAAACUAGUUGGAAGCCAGUCAGUCAGAAGUGAGUGUCUCUGCAUCAGAUGAAUCAAAAUGUCCAGUAAUUACAGACUCCUGGUGAAGAACGCCAAACAGGUGGUUCUGAUCUGCAGCAACGGAGAGAAGUACAUGACCAAACAUGCGAUGCAAAAUCUCUGUGUGAUUGAAAAUGGGAGCGUGGUGAUUGGAAGCGAUGGGCUGAUUAAAGCUGUGGGACCUGCUGAAACCAUCCGAGCUCAGUAUCCAGAAGCAUCCUUUGAGAAAGUCAUUGAUGCUACUGGAAUGUGUGUCCUGCCUGGGUUGGUCGAUGCCCACACCCAUCCAGUCUGGGCUGGUGACAGGGUGCAUGAAUUUGCAAUGAAGCUGGCAGGUGCCACCUACAUGGAUGUGCACCGGGCUGGUGGAGGGAUCCACUUCACGGUGGAGCACACUCGAGCAGCGAGCUCCUCUGAGCUGCUGGCCUCCCUCAGCAGCAGGCUGGCCCGGAUGCAGCGGGCAGGUACGACCCUGGUGGAGUGUAAGAGCGGAUACGGCCUGGAGCUGCAGACUGAGCUCAAGAUGCUGGAGGUGAUCGAGGAGGCCAGACGCACGUUGCCCAUCAACAUCUCCUCCACCUACUGUGGAGCCCACGCAGUGCCCAAAGGGAAGACAGUUGCAGAGGCCACAAAGGACAUCCUGCAGGUUCAGCUGCCCCGUCUGAAACAACAGAUGUCUGCUGGGAGUCUGAGAGUCGACAACAUCGACGUGUUCUGUGAGCAGGGAGUGUUUGACCUCAGCUCCACUCGCGCCAUCCUGCAGGCCGGUAAAGACAUGGGCCUCAACAUCAACUUCCACGGAGACGAGCUCCAUCCCAUGAACUCUGCUCAGCUGGGUGCAGAGCUCGGAGCGUUGGCCAUCAGUCACCUGGAGGAGGUCACAGACGAGGGGAUCGCUGCCAUGGCAACAGCAAGAACAGCUGCCGUCCUUCUGCCAACCACAGCCUACAUCCUACGGCUGCCGCAGCCUCGGGCCAGAGACAUGUUGGAUGCUGGGGUAAUUGUUGCCCUCGGCAGCGACUUCAACCCCAACGCCUACUGCUGCUCCAUGCCUAUCGUCAUGCACCUGGCCUGUGUCAACAUGAGGAUGUCCAUGCCGGAGGCUUUGGCCGCGGCCACCAUCAACGCUGCCUACGCCCUCGGGCGCUCCCACACACACGGCUCCCUGGAGGUCAACAAACAUGGAGACCUGCUCAUCCUCAACACCACACGGUGGGAGCACCUGAUCUACCAGCUGGGAGGACAUCAGGAGCUAAUCCGCUACGUCGUCAUUAAAGGAAACAUCGUGUGUGAUAACGACAAAACUAUGAAUUUAUAACCAUAAAGUAGACAAUUUCUUACCGAUUCAGAUUAGUUAAGAUUAUAUUAACAAAACUGACAGCUACAGUUUGUACUCAGAUGAAAUUUUACGCGUAUACUCUGACAUUUCUGGAAAUGAUUACAGUGCUGGGACGAUAGCUAACAGGUAGCUAGCAUAGCCAGAGACUUUACUUCCGGUAGUCUGCGCUGGUUGCCUGGCAACCUAGAGUGUUCAGCUAAGCUAAGCUAAGCGGCUACUGCCUGUAGCUAAUAUUUCAAUCAUUAGCAACAUUUUCAUUUGCUUUAGUCUUUCCAUGAAUGUCAAAAUGUUUCUAUACGUGAAUAUUAACCUGUAAAUCUGCUGUUAAGUUGUAAAUGACUUUGUGCUGCUUGUUAAACUAAAGCUAAUGGAAAAAAA